Messenger RNA from Pyricularia pennisetigena, 1143 nucleotides. RefSeq lists its product as uncharacterized. Gene Ontology annotation, biological process: carbohydrate metabolic process. Bases 1 to 1143 code for a protein of 380 amino acids. The record is from RefSeq and is a predicted model, not a curated record. The transcript is spliced from 2 exons. Lineage: Eukaryota; Fungi; Ascomycota; Sordariomycetes; Magnaporthales; Pyriculariaceae.
AUGAAGACACUGUUUUUAGCUGCGCUGGUCUUCGGACUGACAAGCGCAAGUCCGGGGUCCAACCUCGCUCGCAUGGCGGACACGUUCAUCCGGAUCGGGGUCAGAAAAGUCUUUUACUACAACGAGGCGACCCUCUACACGGGCUUCGAGGCCGCUUACAACCUGACGGGCAACGCCAGCCUGGUGAGCUGGUACCGCGACCAGAUGGACGAGGCGGUGGUGCUCGCCGACGGCACGAUCCGGGACUGGCGGCUGGACUACUACUCGCUGGACGACUACCGCAUCGGCAACAACCUGCUCUGGUGGUACGAGCGCACGGGAGACGCCAAGUACCGCACGGCGGCGGACACGAUCCGGCGGCAGCUGGACAGGCACCCGCGCACGCCCUCGGGCGGGUUCUGGCACCGCGCGCCCGUGUACGAGAACCAGAUGUGGCUCGACGGCAUCUUCAUGGCCGACAGCUUCUACGCGCGGUGGACGGCGCUGUUUGACGGGGACAACGCGACGGCGUGGGAUGAUGUCGCGCGCCAGUUCGACACCAUCGAGAGCCGGACGAGGAACAAGACGACGGGCCUGCUGGUGCACGGCUACGACGAGGCCAGGAGGGCCGUCUGGGCCGAUCCGGUCACGGGCGCGGCGCCGCUGGUGUGGAGCCGCGCCGUCGGGUGGUACCUCCUCGCUCUGACCGAGGUCAUCCCGCUCAUGCCGGCGGCGCACCCGGGGCGGGAGAGGCUGGCGGGGUACUUCGUGACGCUGGCCGAGGGUCUGAAGAAGGCGCAGGACCGCGAUUCGGGGGGCUGGUGGCUCGUCAUGAGCGAGCCGUAUCCCGGGAAAGAGGGUAAUUAUCUGGAGAGCAGUGCCGCGGCCAUGUUCACCGCUGGUCUGCUGCGCGGCAUCAAGCUCGGGCUGCUGGAGAAGGGCAAGUUCUACCGCACUGCGGACAAGGCGUACCGGCAUCUGGUUGAGCGCUUCGUGACGGAGAAUGAGGAUGGCAGCAUCACGUGGGAGGGCACCGUGCAGGUCGGGUCCUUGAGUGGGAAUGGAACAUACGAGUACUACAUCUCGAUUCCCACCGUGCGCAACGACGCCAGGGGUGGAGGCGCUUUUAUGCUGGCGUCGUACGACAUGGCAACACUGAAGUAG